This is a messenger RNA of Spodoptera frugiperda (fall armyworm), 3702 nucleotides long. It is a transcript of the gene Ykt6, whose product is annotated as synaptobrevin homolog YKT6. Bases 278 to 874 code for a protein of 198 amino acids. Gene Ontology annotation, biological process: endoplasmic reticulum to Golgi vesicle-mediated transport. Gene Ontology annotation, molecular function: SNAP receptor activity. Lineage: Eukaryota; Metazoa; Arthropoda; Insecta; Lepidoptera; Noctuidae. The transcript has 2 exons. The record is from RefSeq and is a predicted model, not a curated record. Gene Ontology annotation, cellular component: Golgi apparatus.
UGACAGUGACAGUUAGACACGACAAUUUUUAGACGUAUGUGCGUAAGCACAAAGAAUUGAUUUCGUCAGGAUUUAUUAGAUAUUUCUUUAAUUUUUCGGUCUUAGUUGAUUAGAAUGUAUCAAUUUUGAAAAUAAGAUCUUUUUUGGUUUUGUGAUCAAGUGUAGAGAAGUAGUGGACAUCAAAUUAACUUAUGUGUCACUCACCAAAGACAGCAACAAGAGAAGCAAAUUGGGUAAUUCACUUGGACUACUUGAAGCUGAAUAGUGUGCAAUCAAAAUGGUAAAAAUCUAUGCUUUGGCUGUCCUUUACAAAGGCAUCAAUAGUGCUACGCUCCUGAAAGCAGCAUACAAUCUACAGAGCUUCAGCAUAUUCCAACGUGGUUCAGUACAAGAGUUCAUGGUUUUUGUUAGCAAAACAAUAGUGGAAAGAACUCAGCAAGCCUCCCGACAGUCAGUGAAAGAAGGAGAGUACAUGUUGCAAGUGUAUGUGAGGGCAGACAACUUGGCAGCGGUACUCAUAUCUGACCAUGAGUAUCCAAACAGGGUGGCUCACACAUUGAUUACCAAAAUACUGGAUGAUUUCACAGCAGUAGUCCCAGCCACCCAAUGGCCAACUGGAACUGAGGACAGGAUAGACUUCCAUGUCCUACCUGAAUACUUAACUAAAUACCAGAAUCCCAGAGAAGCUGAUGCUUUGACGAAAAUACAAAAUGAUUUGGAUGAAACCAAGAUCAUUCUACACGAUACUAUAAAGGCAGUGUUGGAAAGAGGAGAGAAACUGGAUGAUGUUGUUGCCAAGACUGAGAGUCUAUCAAUGCAGAGUAAAUUGUUUUACAAGACUGCCCGAAAGACUAACAGCUGCUGUAAUUUCUAAGGCAUUCUGAUGUUAUACCUGACUUGGCCAUAGUUCAAUUAAUUAAAAUAUGAUUUUGCUGUGUAGUGGAGUUUGAAGGCUUGAUUCAACAAUAUUGUGGCCAUUACUGUACCCACUGUAAAAAAUAUUAGAUAAAAUGUUAGAUUUAUACUUUAAUGACAUUGUUUAUUUGUCAAAUUGUAUUCAAUUAUGUAGGUAUUGCAUAUUAUUGUUUUUGGGGUUACUCUGUUAUUGCAUAAAAUAAUGUUGUUUGUUUUCGAAAAACUUAGGUGUAUUUAGAUUGGGUUGUUGCUAUGAUGCCAAACCGGUGUGAUCAUCACAAUGUAAUUGAUAUAAUACAGCCAUAAGCAUCUAUAAUUGCUUUUGCUGUGGCCUAAGUGUUGAAAUUACAAUAAUUAAAGAACAUCAGCUGUGGCUGCACACAUCCAAAUAUGUUAAAUGAACUAUAAUAAUCAUGUAACUCCUGUAUAAUGUAAUAACCGAACAAAUAGUAAAUAUUACUAUUAUUGAUAUUCAAAACUGUACUCUGUGCUUGUGUAGAUAAAGAGGUUUUAUUGUUGUGUUAGUGAUGAGGCGACUCUAACAGUAUUUACAGAUAAAUUAAAUAUUAUGGAAUGGUAUUAAUAAAUUAUUAAAAAGAAGGUUUGUAAGUGUAUAUUGUUAGUUGUAUUCGGCUCAAAAGUGAAAUUAAUGUAUACUGUAAUAGAGUCGCUACAUCAAGUAGUAUCUUCUAUCUUUACUGGUUGUAAUGGAUGUGUGUAAGCAAUAAUACUAUAAAUAAAUAUUAAUAUGAAUGUUGAUAUGUCCUGUAGUAGUUAUUGUUAAAAAGCUAGAAUAGUCUACUGAGUGUCAUGAGUUAUGAAAUGGAAUAAAGAGGAUUUUGUAUGUAUUAAAAGUAUUCUAUAAAUGUGUCUAAAUAUGAUAGAUGUUAUAAAUAAAAUACUUAUUUACUCAGCGCACAGUUUAUCAGAAUAUAUUAUGACUAUUUUUAUAGUAGUUAUAAUUUGACAAUUUAAUUUUCGAUAUCCUUAGUCCCUGCCUGGUUGCCAUGCAAAUACUGAAAUGUUAAAAAUAUUUUAAACUUAUUUCCUUGUGGGGUAUUGUUGUUAGUAUUACUGGAGUGGUAUUUAACUGUUUAUCUAUGUCAGAUAUAGGAAACCACUGUUUUGUUUGCAAUAACUGAAAAGUUCAUGGAGUAAGUUGUAGUCUUUCCCAUUUGCCCGUGGGCCUAUGCACAAGUUGCUUUCGUCUUAUUAUAUUAUGUCUUAUUAUAACAAUAUUACUACUGGCUAAAAGCGACUUUUGUGUCUUUUCUUUAUUUACUUUGCAAAUUUAAAUUAAAUUUUAUACAAAUGAUGCAAAAACUAAGCAGCAUGUUUAUAACAAACAGGUUUCCAUUGAAAUAUUUAGUUUUUGUUUAUUCGAUGUGCGAGUUGCGACGCAAUAUGUUUUGACGUCGAUGUUUGAUGACUUUAUUUAUAUCAGAAACACGUGUGGAACGCUUGAAUGAAGUUAAUAAUCUGAUUAUAGAUUUUAUUACUUAAAAAAUUCUUACUUUACCCUACAUUACUAGAUACUUUUAUUAUUCUUGGCGGUUUUUUAUGGUUCUCAGUCACAAAUAUACUUGGCAGAUGGCGUUGCUAUCGAUUUAAAGGUAUUUUUUUUAUAAUAAUGCCUGGCAGGACAUCUUAUCUUAUAUUAUUGGGUAAAUAAAAGAUAAACACUCCAUGUUAUGACGCAAUUACUCCAUGAGCUCUCAUAACGUAGCUAGCCUUAAUUGACAUUAUUACUUCAGUUGUACCAUACUCGGUAAUUGAACGGAGUUACUAUUUGUUUUUACGUGGUUUUAUUACCCUUCAGGGCGUGAAUGAAAACCAAUUUAUUACAGACACUACGAGGUGACGGGGGCACUGAGGGUCACUUUAUCUGACCUAGAUCCUUUGCAUAUUGACCUGAUUCACUUUGUUACUGCAUUUGAUUGACCCCGGAGUAUAAAAUAUAAUUGUUUUAGCAAUACAUUCCUACUUAUUGGUAGAAUAAAUCUGUAAAUUGAACAGUGCCGGGCCCUUGCAUAUGUUAUGGAGGUAUGGUUUUAAUGUCCGAAUACUCAAACGCUAAUCAAUUUUAAGAGGCUCUCAAAACUAUUUCUUUCCCUAUCAAUUCUUUAUAAAAUAACAGAGAUAGCAAGAUAUUUAAGUGAAACCGAAAAUUUAGUAGCAUUUCAGUAUUCGGGCUUAAGAGUUGUAAAUACAAUUUUCGAGAAAAAAAGAAACGGUUGAUAGCAAAUGAUAUCUCAAUGACGAAUCUUGAUAGCGGUCGGUACAUAUUUUGUUAGUGUAUCCUUAAUGUGUGCGUCAACGAAGAUUUCAGUAAUUAUUUGACUAAGACGACGACUUUAUGUCUUAGUAAUAAGAGUGAUAAUCGUAGUAAGCGUUGCUGAUAAAUUCUCUUGACUUACAAAAGUUUUACUGUUUGUAAUUCCACGAUAACUUCGCAGUGGGAUUCUAUUCAAUAAUUGAUAUGAUUUCGAUUUCACUUUCAUGGUAAGUUUUAAUUUAGAAUAAAUCCAGAGACUUAAAAAUGUCUUCUAAAGGAAAAAAAAUCAAAUCAUUAUUUGUUUCAUUAUGUACUGACCGUCUACGAUUAUCAAGUAAACUUAAUAAAAGAUAUCGAUCGUGAAUUUUGGAUGUUAAGUAUUUGAAAAGUUUAAAUGUAUGUGUACUAUCAACUUUGUGUAACAUGUUAAUGAAAGUUUAACGACGGACGUUAUUUAUUGUAUACUUGCUUCAUGACGUGUGUUUACAAAUAAAUCGAUAUUUACAACGGAA